This is a messenger RNA of Rotaria sp. Silwood1, 357 nucleotides long. The record is from the annotation of a GenBank genome assembly. Lineage: Eukaryota; Metazoa; Rotifera; Eurotatoria; Philodinida; Philodinidae.
AUGUCAUCAAAAACUAGAACGCAACCACAACAAAAAUCAACAGUAAAAUCGAAUAUAUUAAAAUCUUAUGAACAAUGUUUAAAACAAGGAAUUCCUAAUGAAAAAAAAUAUGGAUCUGAUUUUACAGAUGGUUUCAUUGUCGAACGGUAUCCAUAUCCACCGUAUCCGUGGAAUAUCAAUCAAUUACCAUCUGAUAACAAGAAAAUCAGCCAACAACGUUACAAUGAAAAAUCAAGACAAACAUCGAAGAAAAAAAUCAAAUCAAAAUCAAUUUCAAGAAAAGUUAAAUCAAAUGCAUCACAACGUUCAAAAUCAAAAACAAAAAAAAAUCAACGAUUAAAAUCUCAAAAACGAUAA